GAGCCAGCAGCACCAGGUGGCUCCAGUUACUUUUCCAGACCUGUUGAGUCAGGCUACAGUGGCAGUGCAAUGAGGAAACAUCCUGUUGGCGCUUCACCACCAGGUGCUGCUUUUCAACCUGGCUCUCGAGACAUCAAGUGGGCUGUUGCACCUCCAAGUGUCUUUGGUGGUGAGGAAAUGCCAGCUGGCACUCGUAGUGUUGGCUCCAGUAGCGCAGAGUAUGUGAGUCCACCUCUUCCACCACCUGGACCAGUGUACCAGGCAGGGGAGUUGGCCCAGUUUGAGGAAAGCUAUGAGAGUGGUGACUUCCAGAGGGAGACAGAGGAGCAAGGCUUCCUGCCACCACCACCGCCACCCCCUCCAUUUUCUCCACACACAUCGGAAGGAGGAAGCGUCACCAGCCAACCUCAGCCAGAGUCUGGACUGGGUGGAUUUGGUGGAAGCUUGGGUGUCUAUCCUUACUAUGACUACAUGUUCCUGACUGGCCAGUAUCCUCCAGGCACAGUCACUCAUGCCAGCAGCAGCUUUGAACAGGGGAUGGACCACUGGCAAGAUGUUCACUAUGUGAGAGACUAUGUUCCCCAGAACUCUGGACCCAUCCAGCAGAGCGAGCCCUUCACUGGUGACUUGGCAGCCCCUCAGAGCUUUCAAGAGCCACAGCCUCCUGUGAAGACUGGUUAUGGACAGGGUGGCACUGCAGCUGGUCAACCUGGUUCUUCCUAUGGCCGCUUCAUACAGCCAACUCGCAGCCAAGCAGGAGGCUAUAACAGAGUCAAGGUUGGCUACUAAGUGGUGGAUCCCUCCAGCCUGAACAAGUUUCUGAACCAAUAAAAAAACAAAUCUUAA
Messenger RNA from Seriola dumerili (greater amberjack), 846 nucleotides. RefSeq lists its product as uncharacterized. The coding region runs from base 70 to 789 and encodes 239 amino acids. The transcript is spliced from 3 exons. The record is from RefSeq and is a predicted model, not a curated record. Lineage: Eukaryota; Metazoa; Chordata; Actinopteri; Carangiformes; Carangidae.